CUGUGCUGGGAGGGAUUUAGUUGUGAGGGAGUCUGAUGUCAUGGGCAGGGAGGGGGGGGCUGAAGGCGGCGAUGCUGAGCCAUUACCCGAGUCCAAGGAUUCAAUCCUUCCUUGUCCUGAGCAUCGGUCUGAUGAAUUUGGUUCUGAAAGGGUUAAUUCAACUAUGCCAAGGGAUGCAAGGGGUCGCGGUAAUGAGGAAGUUGUCGGGAAUCUAAGCGUCGCCGAUGAUUUUGUCCCCCGCUAUGUCGUGGGACCAUAUCUGAGGAUAAGUGAGUACCUCAACAAGAGCAUUGUCAACACGGUCAAGAGAGCCUGGCAAGUGCCCCCGCGCCUCGCGAAACCUCCCACCCCCUUAGCUGCACCUCGGUCCGGGCUUGUGCAAACUCAGGGUGGCGGGAUGGCGGUUGUAAAACUUGCUCCGAAGGUAAAUCUCUCCGCGCCUAACUUUUUCGGACACCAGAGAUCAGGGUAUGCCAUAAACCUUGCAAAUUUUUCUUGCAACUCUAGUUACACGUGUACCUUUGAUAUUGUGAGGAAUUGUAGGAUUUGCCCCAACGAGCACGAUGCUUUCCUGUCGAAUUUGGUGGGGACGCUCGUUGUGGGUGACUCCUACACUCCUUGCAUUAUAGGCGGCGGAGGUAAAUGUGUGCCUGUCUUUAGACAGCACAACGCGGGUUUUCGAGAAAUAACUGCAAGCUUGAAGUACCUCCUAAAAUAUAGGAAGUCAACAAACAAUGGCAUGCCCUGCUCCCGUCCCAACUUGAUAAUUGUUUCCCUUCCAGGUCAUCUACAGGCAGUGGGCCCUGAUCAAUAUUUCAAAGAAUUUAAUAUGUUCAAGGGGUGGAUUCAACACUUUUUGCAAACGGGAAGGGACUAUGACCCAGCUGACGAACGUAUUUACAACCCAUGUUCUACCUCGGUUCAGGUUUGCGAAGGAUUUGCACCCUUCAUAAUGGGCGACACGGGUUUGUCUGAAUCCUAUGCAAUCCUUGCGAGAACAUUCAGGAUUUUUUCAGCUGUCGAGCCGUCCGAAAAGCCGGGUUUCUUUUUUGACUGUUUCAAAAAAACAAUGGAAAAGUUCUGUCCUGAACCCCGCAAGGAUGGCAUGGUCAGAUAUAUCACCGUGGACCCCAUAAAGCCUGAAUUCGAGGUGUAUGAGAACAUGGGGUUUUAUACAGGUCUCCCGGGAGCCCUUCUCAGAAGAGGAAAUGUUGUCAAUCCAGAGGUUGGGUUUUUCUUUUCGCAAGAGCUUGUCUCAAUGAUCAGGGAUUGGCAUUCAAAAGGGGAAAUGGGGGUUUUUGUUAAUACCAUCACCCUGCCUGUAGAAAUUGAGAGCGCGCUUCCUGCUGCUCACCUCACCGGAGGAUGAUGCAAAUUUCGUUAAAGAUAGCCUGUCAAACCUAAACCAGCGCGUAGUGGUCGUCGGAAACAGCAACCUCAAGAUAAUAAGCGAGGAGCUAAGCAAGACCAUAAAAGACACCGUUGUCUUCGUCAAAUAUCCUUUCAACAUCUUUGCCAAUUCUUCUGAAAUUUCUGAAUUUGUUGACAAUCUUAAAUUGACGAAAGCUGACGUCUUAGUACUCGGUGGUCAGGGGAACUCCCUAUUACAAGGGAUGUUAACUCCCCAGUUUAAGAAACAUGUACCAUCUGGCUUACCAGCAGGUUUCUCAACGUUUGGAGCUGGUAGAUCCAAAGUCUUCCACGCUCACAACGUUGCAUCCUACGACCCUGAGUAUCUUGACAACUUCGGGGUUUUCAUUGACAAAAUCAUGGGUUUUGUUAACCAGACCGGUGCAAGGACAAUUUUUUUACCACCCUUUCCAAGGUACCCUACAGCCUGUUGUACACAGUCAGGACAUUUUUGCGCGGGGUACGACGGGAACCUCUUUAACGCGGAGGUCGUAAGAUUGGGGACUUACAUCUCACGGAUGCACUCCCUCAAGGACGCAUUCGUGCUUACUCCCGAGGACUUCUGUCAUCGCGAUGACUGGGUCUCGAGAGGGAAGAUGUUGAAGGAUGACCAUGUACACCUGACUGAUAAGGGAGUCCAAGUGGUCCGGUCAAUGGUCCAGAAGUGCGUGCACUUCUUCAGGCCGGUAAUGGACAGACCUAAGCCAACCCUGGGUCCCUCCAUCCCAUGCAACAUCAAAUUCUCCCAAUGGGUUGAGGCUCACAGAGAGUCCUGCGGGUUCAGGAACCUGAAACCUUCAGGGGCCGGAAAACGCCCGCAGCCGCCCAUGUCAUAUCAGAGGCAAGCAAAACGCUAAAUCUUCUGAAUGUGCACAACAAAAAAUCGAAACCCUGCACAGUCUCCCCCCCCCGCCCACCUCUCAUGGGUACUCCCGGCCUUUCCAGCAAAGCCUCGGUUUUUCCUGCAAUUUUCGUCUAUUCCUUUAUCCUCAUCCACUAUCCAACUCCUUAUCCUAAUUCCUAACUAACCCUAUACCUAUCCUAAUCUCAAAGAUUUUUUAUUCCUACCCAUACCCUUCACCUUAAAACCAACACUUUAGUUUUCUCAAUCCCAAUACUUUUCUUCCAAUCAAUCAAUCUAAAUCUUACCUUUAAAUUCCUUAAAAUAAAAAUAUUUCCUAUUUUUGCUGACUUAUGUACACAUUUUUCAGCAACAACUCCACUCAGCACUGACUUUUUACUUUUCUAACUCCUAAAAAUAAAAAUACUUCCUAUUUUUGCUGACUUAUCCCAAUAUUUUUCAGUGAUAAUCAUUAAAAUUAAACUAUAUUUCCUACUUUUGCUGACUUAUAUUACUAUCUGUCAGUAUCUAAGCUUUUAAACCUAUCCUACUUUUAAAUGUAAUCCUGCUGCCUUAACACCUCAACUUUCUCACACAGAGAUAAUCAGAAAAUUUAAAAUAAAAUAUAUCUCCUAUUUUAACUUUAUUUCCUAUUUUGGCUGACUUAAGUUGCUAUCUGUCAGUAUCCAAGCUAUUAAACCUAUCCUAUUUUUCAAUGUAAUCCUACUGCCUUAACACCUCAACUUUCUCACACAUGAGGAGUGAAUUCUGGCAAAUAGCUUGAGGAAAAGUGUUAGACGAGAAACCUCCUGACCCCGAUUGCCGGAGCUGUAUGAGACAGGGAAUUGCUCGAUCGCUGACAUACGGAUCUAUAUUUUGGUAGAUCUCAGAUUUGCAAGCCACAACACAGAUUCGAUUGCUACACCUCUCAGUGCUGUAUAACGGUAAAAAAUAUAUUCCCAUAAGCCUUUGAGAAGACUGGCAGAAUUCAUUUCAUUUUCAAUGAAUUUUUAUCCUUUUUCUUAUAUAGAGAGUAGGGGUGUGCACACCGAUCAUUUCGGUUUAUAAAGUUUAUUGAAAAAUUUAUUGAACUUAAACUAAAGCACACGAUAUUUAGCAAAUUUUUAAUAAAAAUUUUUAUUCUUUAAUUUUUAUUCUUUUAUUCUUUAAUUUGUCAGAAUAUAAAACCUUUAAGAUCACAAAUUGUUUCAAAAUUAAAUAUAUCACUCAAUCAAUGUUUUAACUCAAGUCUUGAACUUCAUUGAUAUUCGAAACUUGGAACUUUAUCAACAUGUCCUAUUUUAAAACCCGAGAGCCUUAGAACCAAAGCGAAAUAAAAGAUCUCGUUCUCCCUUUCUCCAUGGUUUUAUCCUAUCCUAGUUAAACUGAAACCUGAGAGAUGAUGGAGCAUUGAACCUCAGAGGAUCUGACGAAUACCUUAACUCCAUAGCUGCACCUCCCAGCGCAAAAUAACGGUAAAAAAAUAUAUUUCCAUAAGUUCCCGAGACGACUGUCAGACUUCCCUUGUUAUCAAUGAAUUUUUAAUCUCUUUUAUACAGAAAGUAGGGGCGUGCACAUGGAUCAUUUUGGAUUCUAAAGGUCGAAACCCUAUUGAACCGGAACUAACCAACCCAAAUACCAUUCAAUAUAAUUCCAUUUAAAUUAGAACUUAAAGUAUGUAAUAUUUUAAGCCUUUAUUAUUUUCUUUUUAUUCUAUAAUUAGAUUACUCGGACAUAAAACUUCUAAGAUAUUAAAUUAGUCUUAAACUGAAGAUCUUACUUAAAUAUUUCAAUGUUUAACCUCAAGUCUUGAAGUCCAGAGACACUCGAAAUUCCAGAAUUAGAACUUUACCAACAUGCUUAAUUAUAAUCCCGACAGCCUUUUUCCUUUCAAAUGAUACUCAAAAUUCCACAAUUAAAACUUUAUCACAUGCUUAAUUUUAUCCACUACAACCUUGAUUUUUUCUCUUUUCUUCAUGGUUCUCUCUUUACCUAGUUAAACUGAAACCUGGAAGAUGAAUGAGCAGCGAACCUCAGAGGAUCUGGCAGAUCCCAUAGCUUCAUCACUCAGCAGAAAAUAACGGUAAAAUAAUAUAUUUCCAUAAGUCCCCGAGAAGACCGGCAGAUGUCCUUCAGUAUCAAUGAAUUUCUAAACCUUUUAUAUAAAGAGAGCAGGAGCCUGCACACGGACCAUUUUGGAUUGUAAGAUUGAAAUCCUUACGAACUGAAACUAACGUACAUGUGAAUGGAAUAAAAUGCUAACAAAAGGAAAAAUUCAAGAAUACAACGUCAGUUUUUUAAGUUUAACGAUUUUCUUUUUCUUUCUUUUUUCUUGAUUUCGACAUUUUGGAUAUUAAAACUUUAAUACUAUAACCAAAAAGUAAGCGUCAAUUGUGUAAAAAAAAAUAAGAAACUUUUUUACGUCCGUAAAGUUAAAUAAAAAUUAAAGAAAUAAAAACCUCUAGCAAAAUCGAGUCCCUAUAAAUAAAUUGUCUAAAUUAAUAGAUGUUUAUUGACAUUGUCCUGAAAUUGAUCUUUAAUCUAAUAGGACUUUGGUUUAAAAUCUGAAUUUUCCACCUUACUCGGAAUCUUCUCUCAACAUAAAUUAAUAAUCUUUUUUUCACUGAUUCAGUCUGAGAGAACUGGAACGCCUACUGAACCGACAAGCCUCACCGCAGAGAAACGAGGAUGUCUCAAGAAACUGGACAACUACGCCACGUCGAUAACUCGUCGAUAAUUCGUUGCACAAUACAAACGAGCAGCAUAUCUGCUCUAGAGUAUUGAAGUUUAGAGAAAAAUGAAAAGAUUAAGAGUAAACACUAAUCUCUUUUCAAUGUCCUAGACAAGAGCGCAGAACCGUCAAUGUUCUACGUGAGUCUAGCUCUUAAAUACAAUGUGUUUUCCGUCAAAUUGAAACUAAAUGAUUCUCUAAUAAGCUAUUCACAUUUGACAUUUCUUAAUUUUGGAGUCUGUCUUGUAGAUCCAAACCACUGAGAGAAAAGAACAUGCAGGAAGGAACCAUCAAUUUUCCUCGCCAGUAUGUAUCUUAAAUAUAUAAUUUUCUAUUUUUACGUCGGCUAAAUAGCAUCAAGACGACAUAGUUUAACUAAUGUAAUGCCAUACAACGUGGAACCUUCAAUGUUCCUCGUUAGUACAGUCGUUGUACUCUCUAUAUAUUGUAUAACGACUUUAUAUCAAUGUUUCAUGAAAACUGUAAAUUGUCUACACAAACUGAUUUCUACACAAAUUGCCCAAUUUACGUGAAAACAGUUUUGAUAUUAAAACUUUCUAUUCAACAUGUACACCUUCUUAUCGUUAAUGACUUAUUAUAUGCUCCUAAUGUUCUACUACUUCACUGGUGUACUCUACAAUUCAUAUGUUUUGUAAGAUCCAAGUAUCCUUGAUUGAAAAUUUUCUUUCUACGCUUCUAGUCCAUACACAAACCUCUCAAAAAUGUAAACGAACUCGUCUUUAGUUUUGAAUACAUGUAAAUUAUUUUGUAUUUAUCUCAUAAAUCUCUCAUGAAAAAAUGUAAUUAAACUUGUAGCUAAGUAUAAUUAACGAAAAUAUGUUAAAUAUGCUGUACAUUUUAAUAAUGAGACAAUAAAUAUUUAGAUUUCAAGAUUAACUAAGAACAAUAAUCCAACCAAUGAGAGAUUAAUAUAUGAAGAUUAACUAAGAACAAUAAUCAAACCAAUGAGAGAUAAAUAUAUGAAGGUUAACUAAGAACAAAAAUCCAACUUAUGAAGGAUUGAAAUAUGAAGAUUAACUAAGAACAAUAAUCCAAUCAAUGAGAGAUUAAUAUACAAAGAUUAACUAAGAACAAAAUCCAACCAAUGAGAGAUUAAUAUAUGAAGAUUAACUAAGAACAAAAAUCCAACUAAUGAUAGAUUGAUAUGAAGAUUUACUAAGGACAAAAUCCAACUAAUCAUAGAUUGGAAUAAGAGAAAUAGUUUUUAACUCUAUUAGUUCAGGUCUGAUUUAACUUAUUUAUCAGGAUUCCUCCAGUUCUGAUUGGUCUAUAGGUGCAGUUUUUCAUGUUCCCCUCAUUAAG
Molecule: messenger RNA, 6305 nt
Organism: Eurytemora carolleeae
Lineage: Eukaryota; Metazoa; Arthropoda; Copepoda; Calanoida; Temoridae
Exons: 2
Coding region: 41-1369 (442 amino acids)
Source: RefSeq, a predicted model, not a curated record